This is a messenger RNA of Phyllotreta striolata, 1611 nucleotides long. The record is from the annotation of a GenBank genome assembly. Lineage: Eukaryota; Metazoa; Arthropoda; Insecta; Coleoptera; Chrysomelidae.
AAAAUAGUAAGGAAAAUAAAUAAAUUACAAAUAAAUACACCCAUUUAGCUUUUAAUCAAACAUUCGAAAUAAAUCUGGCAUUAUUUAUUAUUUUUAUCCAACAAAAUCAAUCGAACCACCGUCAAAGUUCAUAAGCAACACGUUAUUCUUUGGACAAUGCUCGCAACGAGGAAUCAAACUAAAACCGAACGAAAUCAAUAAAUCUCCGUAGUUUUUUCAAACGUCCUCGCGACUACAGUGAAUUAUUCAUCCGUAAAGAUUACGUAACGAGCGUUCGCGAUGCCAUAUCAUCAACUGUAACGAGUCGAUUACAAUGUGAGGUUAUGUUUAUUUCAAAUUGUGGCAUUUCGCUGGCGAGAGCGGUCCGCGUUACUGUUGGUCUUGGCGCGAUGAAACCGAAAGUGGUGUUUGUUUUGGGCGGCCCCGGCGCCGGAAAGGGCACCCAAUGCCAGAAAAUCGUCGAGAAUUUCGGGUACUUGCAUUUGUCGGCGGGGGACCUGCUGAGGGAAGAGAGAAGGAAUCCCGAUUCACAAUACGGGGAGCUCAUCGAGAACCAUAUCAGAGAAGGAAAAAUAGUCCCCGUAGAAAUAACAUGCAGUCUAUUAGAAAACGCCAUGCAAGCCUCCGGACAGGACAAAUUCCUAAUAGACGGCUUCCCCAGGAACCAAGACAAUCUGGACGGCUGGAAUAAAUCCGUUGCGGAUAAAAUCGACCUGCAGUUCGUUUUAUUUUUCGAUUGCCCCGAAGACAUUUGCCUGCAAAGGUGUCUGAGUCGAGGCGCCUCGGGCAGCGGUAGAUCGGACGAUAACGAAGAGAGCCUCAAGAAGCGCUUCAACACGUACGUGAACGAAACGCGACCGAUUGUGGAUUAUUACGAAAAGUUCGAUUUAGUUAAAAAAGUGAACGCCACCCGACCGGCGGACGAAGUAUUCGAAGACGUUAAAUUGUUGUUUCUCGGACGAGAAGGGGGAGACCACAAGUAAUUGUUCGUGUGAUUUAUAACAAAGGAUAUAUAAUUUUAUAAUACAGAAUUGACGCAUUCCUGUAUUUAUAUAUGUUACAUUUCUAUUUUCUGUAAUCACUGAAUUGGGCGUAUUGUUGCCGAGUGAUUAUGGGAAAUUAUCCGAAUAAUUGCAAAAUAUUUUUAAUGGCACCAGUAUAUCAGUUGAUACCUCUAGUCAAUUGUAUGUAUAUUAUGUAUUACAUUAGGAUUUAAUCAAUUCAGGCAAUAUCUAUAUUUUUACUUAAGUUCAUAAUAUUUUAUUCGCAUAUUGAUUUGGAGGUUCAAUUUGUAAACUUUAGUACUUAGAAAUAUUUCGUCCUGCUAAUAGAACUGAUGUAUUUUUUUUAAAUAUCAAUGCUUUUAAGUACUUACAUUUCAUAAAAAAACGUAUUAAAAAAAUCAGGUAAUUUGUUAAUCGAAUAUCUGGUAAAUUGUACCGCCCUAAAUUUACCAGAGAUUUUCUAAAAACAUUAUUUUGUAACGUAUACACAUAUUAUACCAUUAUUAAUUUAAAAUUGUGUUCAAGUAAGAUAUUAUUUGUAUAUUUUUGCAUUUAAAGCCGAUUGUGAAUGCCGACUUAAUUUAAAAUAUACCUAAAAGGAAUGCCA